Staurois parvus is the source of this 574-nucleotide messenger RNA. NCBI's taxonomy places the organism in Eukaryota, Metazoa, Chordata, Amphibia, Anura, Ranidae. The record is from the annotation of a GenBank genome assembly.
UGUUGUUGUAGAGAUGACCAAGCGAAAUGUCCCCGGCUUUGCUAUUGGUGGCCUUAGUGGAGGGGAAGAGAAAGAUCACUUCUGGAAGAUGGUGACCCUCAGCACAGACCACUUACCCAGGGACAAGCCUCGCUACCUCAUGGGGGUUGGAUAUGCCACUGAUCUUGUGGUAUGUGUGGCCCUCGGUUGUGACAUGUUUGACUGUGUCUUCCCCACAAGGACAGCUAGAUUUGGCUCCGCUUUGGUUCCUUGGGGCUCCUUGCAAAUAAAAAACAAACAGUUUGCAAAAGAUUUCCAACCUAUAGACAAAGACUGUAAAUGCCCAACCUGCAUAAGAUACACCCGUGCCUACAUCCACGCUUUGUUUAAAAGUGACACAGCAGGCAUGCAUCACAUUACAAUCCAUAACAUUGCAUACCAGUUGAAUCUGAUGCAUUCGGUAAGGGAGAGCAUUCUGCAGGGGUGUUUCCCUCCGUUUAUACAGGAUUUCAUGAAGACCAUGUAUGGAACAAAGGAUAAAUACCCACAGUGGGCUGUUGAUGCUUUAGAGACUGUCAAUAUCACGUUAAAGUAA